CGCCGCCGCCGCGCCGCCUGCCCCCCGGCCUCGGCAUGGAGGGGGAGCCGCCCGCCAGCGCCGCCGCCGCCUCCGGCCCCGGCGGCGGCGGCGGCGGGGAGAAGGGCGCCCCGUGCCAGGAGUGCGGGGAGCAGCCGUGGAAGUACCGGUGCCCGGGCUGCUCGCGCCUCACCUGCAGCCUCCCCUGCGUGCAGGCCCACAAGCGCCGCACCGCCUGCUCCGGCAAGCGCCCCCGCACCGUCCCCGUCCCGCUCGCCCAGUUCGACGACAGCCAGCUCCUCUCCGAUUACAACUUGCUGGAGGAGACGGGCCUGGUCAGGGAGUCGGCCCACCGGCUGCUCGGCGACUUCGGGCGCAACUACGGCUGCAGCUUCGAGGGACGGCACGGCGCCCAGCUGCCGUCGUGGCUCUCCUUCCUCCGCAAGGCCGCGGAGCGCCGGGGGGUCCGGCUCGCCUUCCUCCCCAGGGGCAUGACCAGGAGGGAGCGGAACCGCUCCCGGCACGACAGGAGAAGUGACUGCAUAUACUGGACAGUCGAGUGGAAGUUCAAUUCAACAGAUAUUGUCCUAACUGACGAGCAGACAGACGAGAAUGCAAGCUUGCUCUCUUUACUGGAAAAGCAUCUGACUCCUUCCCCGUGGAAGGACCAGCUUACGCCAUAUCGCAAUACUGAACUGCGUGAUUUGAAACUGUUCAUUCAGAAGUCUGCCAAGAAUUCAAAGUCGCCACACCGUCAACUCAAUAUAGAAGAGCCCUUGCGCCCCCAGCUGAGGGGCACUCUUAUUGUCGAGUACCCAACUAUCAAUGUCUUCCUUCCAUCAGAUAGUUACGAGUUUCAAGUCGAGAAGCCUGCAAACAAGAUUAGUAGACAGGAGCAGCCCCCUGGCAGCUCGAACGAUAGUCCCCCUAUAGAAGGCACUCAGUUUCAGGAGGAAGAAAUAGAGGAAGGCGAGUUGUCUCCAGAGACGCAGGUUAUUGAUCUCAAGGAUUGUGGACCGUCACGUACCGCAAAUCUUUCUCAAGUGAAGGUUACGAGUGAACCUAAGAUGGACAGCAUGCCGUCGUAUGUCCGCGGUCUGGCAUUCGGUGGUAAACAGGGGGAAGUGGAUCAACAUAGCAAGAUGGCAUCGAACAUGACUCCUGGGUCUCCCAAGGCUAAAUCCUGCAUGAAAGUCUACCCGGUGGACUUGGACGAAGAAGUUGAAGGCGGGACCUUAGAGGGGCAGGUCAUAGACCUCAAGAAUCUUGUCACUUCAGAUCCUGGCAAUAUUGGUCCACCCAAAUACAUGAAUUGCAAGACGGAUUCUUCAGUGCUGUCUCCCAUCAGUACUCUAGCAUCUGAGGUCUCGAGUUGUACUCAGGAAGAAGAACACAACCUACAAAGCACGCUGCCACCGAACACAACUCCUGAAGCUCUGAAAAAGAGAUCUCUCACGAAAGUCUACCCGCUGGACACGGAUGACGCCCAGGGGCUGCUGCUCUCGGAGCUUCCCAGCGUGGAGUUGGAGCAGGAGAUGGGAGACGCCUACGAGGAUCUGUUCGGGGACUUGAACCCCGACGACUUCCUCAACUUCGACCUUGAGACAAUGGACGUGGACGGAUACGGCGAAAUGAGGUCCCCGUUGAAGCUCUGGGACGACCUGGACUUGGAGGAAGGCGAGAUCCCCUCGCAGCUCUGAAGAAGAGACCUGGGUGCUCGGAACUCGACACGAGAGCUUGGAAUCCGUUUGCCCGGAGUGUUGUGGAACACUCCCAUGUAGCAUUGGCAUUGGUACCACCUCAGGUGCUAUUUAUUCGUUGUUGUUUUUCUCUUGGUUCCGGUUGUCGUCGGGGCGGCAUGGAGUUGUAUUUCGAGUUUUGAUCUUGUUUGCUGCUCCUUGUAGUUGCAGAGAUUUUGAGGCUGUAACUCUGCAGCUGCAAGGCCUGUCAAGCAAGCGGUAGUCGUGAACUGAAGCUGGUGGUCGGUUUAUCGAUCAUAGUUGUGUGUAAAAUGCCGUUGUGCAAAGGCUGUGGUGUUAUCUAUGAACGCAUCAUCAAUCUGUUGAUCA
This is a messenger RNA of Triticum aestivum (bread wheat), 2048 nucleotides long. RefSeq names its product putative box C/D snoRNA protein SPCC613.07. The record is from RefSeq and is a predicted model, not a curated record. Gene Ontology annotation, biological process: maturation of LSU-rRNA from tricistronic rRNA transcript (SSU-rRNA, 5.8S rRNA, LSU-rRNA); box C/D snoRNP assembly; snoRNA localization. NCBI's taxonomy places the organism in Eukaryota, Viridiplantae, Streptophyta, Magnoliopsida, Poales, Poaceae. The transcript has 5 exons. Gene Ontology annotation, cellular component: nucleus; pre-snoRNP complex. Bases 36 to 1679 code for a protein of 547 amino acids.